AUGAAAAGACUCACAGGAAGAAAGCCUGCAUUUAAGCCAAUCCUACAGGAAAAUAAAGAAUCAGAAUUACCUUGGCAUAAAAUAGAAGGAUUCUCUGGGUGGUUCAUUUAUAAAAUGUCGAAAUAUUUCUCAUUGGGAAUAUUCCCCACGGGAAGUACAGAAAUUAAAGGAAGAAAGCUUAGAGCCAGAAAUAAAAUAAAUUUAUCAAAGGUGUACGGUGAAAUAUCUGUGUUAGACUUAGAUAAUAUAAGUACAGUUAAGGGAUCCCUUAAUAAUUGUAUAAUUAACACAGUUGGUAUUAAAAAUACUGUUAUUUCUGAUGAAUUAUGGCGAAUUAUUAGGAGGGCAAAAAGAAUAAUUCUUAAUAACGUAAAUAUAAAAAAUUUUAAGGAAGAGAAUUUUAAAAAUGCAACUUCCAUAGACAUAUUAGGGAGUACGGUUAAACAGAUAGGAAAUAGAAUAAUUGAUUUAAUAACCAUAAAUAUUAAAAGGGUUAGAAUAGCAGACAAGAACAUUUUAAUAUUUUGGGAUGAGAGUAAGUGCAGUACUUGUGUAAUAAGAUAUUUUGAUGUGUACAGGAUAAUCCAAAGAAUCCCAGUUAUUAGAAUAAUUCAUUUUGAUGGGAUUGAGAUUACCAUUGCAAUUAUAAAGGAAUUAAGGAGGCAUCCUAUUACUACUGUUAAGUUAAUUGGUUGUAGGAUACACCCCAUUAAGAUAUAUGAUUUAGUAUCUACAUGUGAGAAGUAUUUAAUUUAUAUUGAAUUUAAUAAGACAGCUGUACCUAUCUCUACUGUAGAAUAUUUAAGAAGUAAAAACCUAGUAGUUACUGUGCUAUAAAUAAAAAAUAACGGUAUUUAAAUUAACUUGAAC
This is a messenger RNA of Nematocida parisii ERTm1, 870 nucleotides long. RefSeq lists its product as uncharacterized. NCBI's taxonomy places the organism in Eukaryota, Fungi, Microsporidia. Bases 1 to 837 code for a protein of 278 amino acids. The record is from RefSeq and is a predicted model, not a curated record. The transcript has a single exon.